AUGGAUCCAAACCAAAAGGAGGUAGAGAAGACAGAUGGGGAUCAAAACAUACCCAAUAUUGUGGAUGUGGAAACAGUUACAGAAUCGCUAGGUGCAGUGGUUUUAUCUGUAGGAACGACUGGUCAGCAGGAUAUCCAUAUUCAUGUUGGUGUUCAGAAGUGCAAGUGGACUAGGAGGGAAAACACUAAGAAUAUGAAGUUGGAGACAAGCAAGAUUGUUAAACCGAAAUUCACCAAGAGACAACUUGUGGAUGUAAUGAUAACAGAAGGACCAAUUGAAGGAUGUGCAACAGGUGAUAAGAAAAGGAAACAAUUGGUCAAUGAGAUUGAAGGUCACACAAAGCAAUCAGAGGUGGUGUUGAAGGACCAACACCGCCUAUCCAAAUGA
This is a messenger RNA of Lathyrus sativus (Indian pea), 387 nucleotides long. The record is from the annotation of a GenBank genome assembly. NCBI's taxonomy places the organism in Eukaryota, Viridiplantae, Streptophyta, Magnoliopsida, Fabales, Fabaceae.